UUGUUUGGCGUCAAAUUAUACGAAACCUGGUUAUUGUCCUGAGAGAAUGUCGAUGACGCCCUUCGAAGCUGCUUGUUUGAUCGCCUGCAUCGAUGACUCCCGCUGUCCGGAUUUGGCAAAGUGUUGCUCCCACGAUUGUGGCAUCACGUGCAUGCAUCCCAUCGGUUUGGACAGUCGAAACGAUCUGCCAGUUAUACCCGAGAAUCUACAGAUACAACAGCAAAAGAGGAAUCUAGUACUUCUAACAUGGCGCAAUAGUAAGUCAGGUAUCAACAACGUGUCUGAAAACAAUGACAGGGAUGUUCGGUAUUUAGUCGAAGAGCGUCAUUUGGUCGGUCCUAGGUUCAUAGAAUCUAGAUUGAGUUCUUGGACUGUAUGUCACGUGUCGACGAAACCACACGCGACCCUUCGAGGUAGGCUGAAAACAGGACACUGGUAUCAGUUUCGUGUGGCGGCUGUCAAUGGAAAUGGAUCACGCGGUUACUCACAACCUUCCAGGCCCUUUAAAACGAAAGAACCACGGAAUCCGAAAGAACCUCAGAACUUGACUUUGUCUAACGCCCGGCUCAUUGGUGGAAAGCUGCGUAUUAAUUUACGAUGGAUUAAACCGGCGUCGGAUGUGCCAAUAUCGUUUUACAAAGUAUUUUGGAGCAGAUUUAUCCAUGGACCAACAAAUGAUUCUAUUCUCGUCUAUCAUAAGACAAUUCUUAAAGAUAAGACCUGCUAUGAAUUGAAAAAUUUGGAGCUCAAGUGCCAGUACUUCCUUCAGGUGCAGGCGGUGGCGAUGUAUGGUGGUCGACGUCUUACUUCACGCAAAGCGUCCAAGGUCUUCAAUAGCACCGAUUAUAUGGCGUACGGUAAGGUACCAAACUGACUCGA
Molecule: messenger RNA, 879 nt
Organism: Trachymyrmex septentrionalis
Lineage: Eukaryota; Metazoa; Arthropoda; Insecta; Hymenoptera; Formicidae
Gene: Kal1
Product: anosmin-1
Exons: 4
Coding region: 47-874 (275 amino acids)
Biological process (GO): neuron differentiation
Cellular component (GO): extracellular region; cell surface
Molecular function (GO): peptidase inhibitor activity; protein binding
Source: RefSeq, a predicted model, not a curated record